AUGGAUCCCGACGACGACCAAUGGUUCUCCGAGGACUGGCACCACCACGCCUUCCCACAGCUUCCCCUGGCCAACUCCCACGGCUUCGACAUUGACUUUCGCUGGGGAAGUACUUGGCUCGAUGAACAAGGUGUGGCUGCUGAGACUGCGUCUUCAGAUGUUCCAAUGACCAAUUGGCAGACUCUGCAAGAGAAGAACUCCCAAAUCGACGCUGAGAUUGCAUCCACCGCAAUCAACCCGCACCCGAACAACCACCACCACCACCCCCACCAGCCCGAGCCCCAGCCCGAGCCCCAACCCGACCAGCACUCGCACCCAAACAAGCGCCGGAGCCAGCGCCAGCGCCCGCCUGCGAUAGAGACGGCCAGCACCACUGCAGCUGCCGGCCAUCAACACCAACAAAAGAAGAGCGGCGGCCCCGGCAAGGCAGCCGCCUCCAACACCCGCCGCCGCAGCACCACCCAGCAGCCCGGCUCCGCCGCGACCAGCGCCUCGACGACCCCCUCCACGAGCCACCACCCCUACCACCGCCCCGCCCACACCACCCGCCACCACCAGAGCAGCCGCAGCAGCACCUCGGAUGCCACCCUACCCCUCACCACCGGCUCCACCACCACCACCGCCCUGAGCACCCCCACCUUCCACCACCACCAGCCACCACCACCGCCAGCGGAGAGACAACCCCCGCAUGGCGACCGCAGCGCCAGCAACACGAGUCGCACCGGCGGCACCGGCACCGGCGGCACCGGCGGCAGCGUCCCGACACAGACGACGACGACGACGACAACCAGCACCAGCACCACCACCCUCAUCGACCUCAAGCUGGACUCCGCGUCGGGCGCGCGCGUGCCGCACAAGGCGGUCGAGAAAAAGUACCGCGAAGGCAUCAAAGCCAUGUUCCGACGGCUCUCGGCCGCCAUCCCCGGCCUGCCCAACACGCCGCCCUACGGCUCCAACACCACCUCCAUCUCCGCGUCCAUCUCCGGCGGCGCGUCCGUCUCGCCGUCGUCGUCGUCGCUGAACGCGAACGAGAACAACAUGAUGCCCGCGUUCCUCGCGCACGAGGGCGCGGGCAGCGAGACCGUGGGCCGCCCCCCGCAGCGGCCCACAAAGGCGGGCAUCAUCUCGCGCGCGAUCGAGUACAUACGCGAGCUGGAGGCGGACGUGGCCGAGGAGCGGAGCAGGCGCGAGGCGGCGGAGAGGGAGGCGGCGCGGCUGAGGGGCGAGGUCGAGGGGCUGAGGCGCGAGCUGGGCCUGUGGAGGGAGGUGGGCGUGGGUGCGGGCGCGGGCACGGGCACCGCGGAUGGGGCUGGGGACAUGUUCGUUGUGGGGUAUGGGGAGGGGGCCGGGGAGGGGUUGGGGUGA
Molecule: messenger RNA, 1365 nt
Organism: Diplodia corticola
Lineage: Eukaryota; Fungi; Ascomycota; Dothideomycetes; Botryosphaeriales; Botryosphaeriaceae
Exons: 2
Coding region: 1-1365 (454 amino acids)
Molecular function (GO): protein dimerization activity
Source: RefSeq, a predicted model, not a curated record